GUUAAAGCGUAUCCUGGGGCGUUCGUGCCUCCCCUGACCUGUAAAAGCCAGAUCAAGGUGAUGAUGAAGACGGCUCCCACGGCGAUGAUGCAACACAUGAAACCAGUCGAUAAUGUGACUGAGAUCAGGCGCCAAGCUCUCGAAGAGUUCCUCAGCAG
Molecule: messenger RNA, 158 nt
Organism: Perkinsus marinus ATCC 50983
Lineage: Eukaryota; Perkinsozoa; Perkinsida; Perkinsidae
Exons: 1
Source: RefSeq, a predicted model, not a curated record